AUGAGCCCUUACGUACCGUUCAUCUUGAAUGUCCUGCUCGGGGCACUGGUUCUGGGACAUCCUGGUGGCCCGGAUCAUCACAAAAAGUGUGCCCUGAAUGGCACCGUCACGGUAGAAGAUUGCUGCAAGAUCCCGAAGCUCGCCACCGAAGCGAUGUUCGAGAAGUGCAAGGAGGAAAAUGCGCGCAAGUUUCCCAAGGGGCAAGGCCGUCAUCCUCCGUGCCUUGCCAACUGCAUACUUACCGCGAUGGGUGGGUUCGCAAACGACAAGCUAGACAAGGAAGGUUUCAAGAAGAGCGUCAAGCCGUUGCUGAAGGAUAAUGCCGUCUUUGUGCCCGUUGUGGAAGCUGCCGUCGACACUUGUUACAGCAAAACAACGGAUCCCUCUAACAAACCGAAGCUCGGUGGUGCUUUCACCGACCUACCGUGCAGUGUUUUGCCAAAUCUGUUCAUUAGCUGCGUCUACACCGAGGUCUUCACGAACUGCCCGGCGACGGUCAAGAGUCAACAGAAGGAGUGUGCCGCAGUGAAUGCCAAGCUGAAGGAGGGCUGCCCUUACUUUGCGCUGCGCAAACACGAUCGCAAGGGCAAGAAGAAUAACUAA
This is a messenger RNA of Anopheles aquasalis, 603 nucleotides long. RefSeq names its product general odorant-binding protein 67-like. The record is from RefSeq and is a predicted model, not a curated record. Gene Ontology annotation, molecular function: odorant binding. NCBI's taxonomy places the organism in Eukaryota, Metazoa, Arthropoda, Insecta, Diptera, Culicidae.